AUAUUAGUUUAAUUUAACAAAUUUGCAAUUUUCAAUCCAUAGACCAGAAUCUAUGCGCAAAUUGCCAGUUUUUCUUCUAAGUCUAGCUUAUAGAGCAAAGACUGGGUGUUCGCGUUUGAAUGAGAUCCUUAUGAAAUAUUCAUUGAUUGAUCUUCCAUCUUUUUUUGCUAGCUCAAGUGUAGAUGAACAAAGAGUUAAAGUUACAGAAAAAAUCAAAAUAUUUUCGCAUUUAAAAAUGAAAAACAUGUCACGGAAAUUGGUUUUGCUCAUUUUAAUAUCAAUUGUAAAUACAUCGGUACACCCAGCUGCAAAUGCCGCCCAUUUCCAAUUCGAUUGUCUUGACGUGAAUUUUACGGCUCGAUUUGUUAUCCCUGUUGAAAGAGGGGAAAAUGUCAAUACAGAAUAUUACGCAUAUGAUUUACCUCUGAAUGAUUCCAAGGUGGUAUUCGGCAGCUGUGGCUACCACAUGGACGCGAUUGUUGUCAAUUGGGUGGAUAAGAACAAAAGCGGUGGCAUGAAAUUGUCGUUUUCAUUUGAUCGUUCAAAAAAAGUUUAUAAAUUGAGCGAAAUUGCUUUCUACCUUUCGGCUGCAAUGUUGUUCCAUAAUGACAAUAGAACAUUGAACCUAUUUUAUCGUGGUGACAUUUUGAAAAGCCCAAUGGGCCGUUCAUAUUGCCCCAAAGCAAACUAUUCACUACCGUUGACAAAUGAAUAUGGAAAUCGUUCUAUGGGCAUGGGCACACUCGAACUAUUUAGCCUAUGCUUUGAAGCACAUAGCUUAUGUGAAGAUCAACUAUUUUGCGACUACAAUGCUAAAACCAUAAUCAUUGUUUCGAGCAUCAUUGGAUCCGUAGUACUUGCACCUGUUUUGAUUGGUUUAUUAUGCAUUUGUCGUUGUCUUAGACGCUGCUGCAAAGGAUACACACCAAUUUGAAUUUUUAUCAAUAUUCCAAUUUUUCAUAUUCAUUUUAACUGCAUUUAACCAUUAAGUGAAUACGAUUUAUAUCUCUAUAUCAUGCA
This is a messenger RNA of Sitodiplosis mosellana (orange wheat blossom midge), 1020 nucleotides long. RefSeq lists its product as uncharacterized. NCBI's taxonomy places the organism in Eukaryota, Metazoa, Arthropoda, Insecta, Diptera, Cecidomyiidae. The transcript is spliced from 4 exons. The coding region runs from base 53 to 934 and encodes 293 amino acids. The record is from RefSeq and is a predicted model, not a curated record.